Molecule: messenger RNA, 4010 nt
Organism: Chanos chanos (milkfish)
Lineage: Eukaryota; Metazoa; Chordata; Actinopteri; Gonorynchiformes; Chanidae
Gene: hipk2
Product: homeodomain interacting protein kinase 2
Exons: 15
Coding region: 282-3953 (1223 amino acids)
Biological process (GO): peptidyl-threonine phosphorylation; smoothened signaling pathway; peptidyl-serine phosphorylation
Cellular component (GO): cytoplasm; nucleus; PML body
Molecular function (GO): transcription coactivator activity; protein serine/threonine kinase activity; ATP binding
Source: RefSeq, a predicted model, not a curated record
AAGCUGAAGCAGACCUGCAAUUUGGCUCAACCUUUGAGCCAAAACAAUCCAAGAUUCGUGGGAAUAAGUUGCAGAUAUCUUCAUUUCGUAUUUCCUCUUUGGGCUAAUCAUAAAAUUUCUAUUCUGGAUGUGAUUUUUUAUUCUUUUUCUCCCUGAUGAACUGGGCUAGUAAUGCAGGAGACAGCGACUCUGUCAGUGGCUCAAGAUGGCAGAUUUUUAUUGAGUUCUGAACUGAAUUGUCGUUUCAUUUUUUGCCAUGAAUAACAGAAGCCCUUGCACCGAUGGCCCCUGUAUACGAAGGUAUGGCCUCGCAAGUGCAAGUCUUUUCCCCUCACACUCUCCAGUCAAGUGCCUUCUUUAGCGUGAAGAAAUUGAAGGUGGAGCCGAGUUGCAACUGGGAUAUGACAGGGUACGGCACACACAGCAAGGUCUACAGUCAGAACAGCAAGAGCGUGUCCGUCGCCCCAGUGGGCAUCAACGCCACUUCCCUCCAGGUCGCCGGCUCGGCCCUCUCUUACGAGCAGGCUCUCCUGUUCCCGGCGGGUUCGGGCCACAUCGUGGUGGCCUCGGCCAGCAGCACAUCCGGAGCGGCCAGUCAGCUGCUUGGUGGUGGUGGUGGUGGCGGCAGCAGUAACGGUAGCGGCAGCGGGGGUGCAGGACACAACCUGACCCGCCUCAGCACCGUCAGCCUGCUGGACACCUACCAGCGAUGCGGGCUUAAGCGUAAGAGUGAAGAGUUGGACAACAACAACAGCGGCAGUGUGCACGUCGUCGAGGAGCACCCGCCGCCGAUGAUCCAGAACGCGCAGAGUGGGGCGACCGUCGCCACGGCGACGGCCUCCACCGCAACCUCCAAGAACAGCGGCUCCAACAGCGAGGGCGACUACCAGCUUCUGCAGCACGAGGUCUUGUGUUCCAUGACCAACACGUACGAGGUGCUGGAGUUUUUGGGUCGGGGGACUUUCGGACAGGUCGUGAAGUGCUGGAAGAGAGGCACCAGUGAGAUCGUGGCCAUCAAGAUCCUGAAGAACCAUCCGUCGUACGCUCGUCAAGGUCAGAUCGAAGUCAGCAUCCUGGCGCGGCUGAGCACAGAGAGCGCCGAUGACUACAAUUUCGUGCGGGCGUACGAGUGCUUCCAGCACAAGAACCACACGUGCCUGGUGUUUGAGAUGCUGGAGCAGAACCUCUAUGAUUUCCUCAAGCAGAAUAAAUUUAGCCCGUUGCCCCUCAAGUACAUCCGACCCAUUCUGCAGCAGGUUGCCACGGCGCUGAUGAAGCUGAAGAGUCUGGGCCUCAUACAUGCCGACCUGAAGCCCGAGAACAUCAUGUUGGUGGACCCCGCCCGUCAGCCCUACAGGGUCAAGGUCAUCGACUUUGGUUCGGCUAGCCAUGUCUCCAAAGCUGUGUGCUCCACCUAUCUCCAGUCCAGAUACUACAGAGCGCCAGAGAUUAUCCUGGGUUUGCCUUUCUGUGAGGCCAUAGACAUGUGGUCCCUGGGCUGUGUCAUCGCUGAGCUCUUCCUGGGAUGGCCUCUUUACCCUGGAGCCUCUGAGUACGACCAGAUCCGGUACAUUUCUCAGACUCAGGGCUUGCCAGCUGAGUAUCUGUUGAGCGCGGGAACAAAAACAACCAGGUUCUUCAGCAGAGACCCAGACUCAACAUACCCACUGUGGAGACUGAAGACGCCUGAAGACCAUGAGGGAGAGACAGGGAUCAAGUCAAAGGAAGCACGAAAGUAUAUCUUCAACUGCCUGGAUGACAUGGCUCAGGUGAACAUGACCACAGACUUGGAGGGGAGUGACAUGCUGGCAGAGAAAGCUGACAGGAGAGAAUUCAUCGAUCUCUUGACCAAGAUGCUGACCAUCGACGCGGACAAGAGAAUUACGCCCAUCGAGACGCUUAACCACCCUUUUGUCACCAUGACCCACCUCCUGGACUUCCCCCACAGCACGCAUGUCAAAUCCUGCUUCCAGAACAUGGAGAUCUGCAAAAGGCGCGUGAACAUGUACGACACGGUGAACCAGAGCAAAACCCCCUUCAUAACCCACGUGGCCCCCAGUACCUCCACCAACCUCACCAUGACCUUCAACAGCCAGCUCAACACCGUGCACAGCCAGGCCACCAACUUGGCUCCCUCCUCCACCAGUGCCACCCUUUCCCUUGCCAAUCCUGAUGUCUCCAUACUAAACUACCCAUCUGCACUCUACCAGCCUUCUGCAGCCCCCAUGGCUGCCGUGGCCCCCAGGACGAUGCCCCUCCAGCCGGGAGCCCCCCAACUCUGCGCAGCCCGACCCGACCCCUUCCAGCAGGCUCUCAUCGUCUGCCCCCCUGGCUUCCAAGGUUUGCAGGCCUCUCCCUCCAAACACACGGGCUACUCUGUGCGGAUGGAGAACGCGGUUCCCAUAGUAACUCAGGCCCCCGGUGCCCAACCCUUACAGAUCCAACCUGGCCUAUUGACACAGCAGGCCUGGCCAUCUGGUACACAGCAAAUCUUACUCCCCCCAGCCUGGCAGCAACUCACACACACCUCUGUACAGCACGCCACCGUCAUCCCCGAUACCAUGUCGGGCACACAACCUCUGGCCAACUGGAGGAAUCCACAUCCUCAUGGAAGUCAUUACAACCCCAUUAUGCAGCAGCCAGCUCUGCUUACCGGUCAUGUGACCUUGCCCUCCCAGCAGCCUCUCAAUGUGGGCGUCGCCCACGUGAUGAGACAGCCGUCAACCAAUAGCUCUUCCUCCAAAAAGAACAAACAGCACCAGACGUCUAGCAGGAAUGUGUCGGCAUAUGAAGUGUCCUCCUCGCAGACAGUCCUGUCUCCUCAGCGUUCGAAACGAGUGAAGGAAAACACUCCUCCACGUUGUGCUGUGGUGCAGAAUGGCCCCACCUCCACCUGUGGGCCCCCUCAGACCUGCGGAGGCUGGGGGGCAGAGCAGGCGUCCAGCACCACACGAGAACACAGCCAACACCACCCUACUCGCCAAACCAUCAUCAUUCCCGAUACUCCCAGCCCCGCCGUCAGCGUCAUCACCAUCAGCAGCGACACUGACGAAGAAGACGACCACAAACAAGCCAACACCAGCACAUCAUCCAAGCAGAGGAAGAACGUAAUCAGCUGUGUCACAGUGCAUGACUCACCUGACUCUGACUCUAGUAACAACAGCCCUUACACUGUGGAGUCCCGACCCCCCAAUGCCAAUGGCUAUGACUCAAAGGGUGCUGUGCUGGACAACUACAGCACCAACGGAAACCCCCGCACCAUCAUUAUUCCCCCGCUGAAGACUCAGAACACAGAGGCUAUGAACGAGUGCGAGCGCCUCAUGCCUGACACCAUGAGCCACCAAAACUCCAACUACAAGUUCAAGACAAACAAUGGCAGCGUGUCAGGCAAUAACCACUCAGCCGGAGGCCUCACAGGGGGCGGGUCCUAUCGUCAGCAGAGAUCUGGGCCACACCCCUUCCAGCAGCAGCCUCUUAAUCUCAGCCAGGCCCAACAGCACAUGGCAGUGGAACGUUCCGGAGGUCACAGACGGCAACAGGCCUACAUCGCCCCAACCAUCACCGCCCAAGCUCCAUACUCCUUCCACCACAACAGCCCCUCACACACGGCCAAUGUCCACCCCCACCUGGCUGCCACUCACCUAUCAGGCCAACCCCACCUCUAUACCUACACUGCCCCCGCAGCAUUGGGCUCCACUGGCACCGUGGCCCACCUUGUGGCAUCGCAAGGUUCAGCGCGCCAUGCUGUCCAACAUGCCACCUACCCACCAGGCAUUGUUCACCAGGUGCCAGUCAGCAUGGGCCACCGUGUGUUACCCUCGCCAACCCUCCAUCCCAGUCAGUACCAGGCCCAGUUCGCCCAUCAGACCUACAUCAGCGCGUCACCUGCCUCCACUGUCUACACUGGAUACCCUCUGAGCCCCACCAAGAUGAACCAGUACCCGUACCUCUAGAACCGACACACUGGAGCCCAACACAGCGCUGCUUAAUGCCCCGCCCCUUAGAGACAA